Messenger RNA from Cyprinus carpio (common carp), 964 nucleotides. Its product is annotated as extracellular superoxide dismutase [Cu-Zn]-like. NCBI's taxonomy places the organism in Eukaryota, Metazoa, Chordata, Actinopteri, Cypriniformes, Cyprinidae. Gene Ontology annotation, molecular function: copper ion binding; superoxide dismutase activity. The record is from RefSeq and is a predicted model, not a curated record. Gene Ontology annotation, biological process: removal of superoxide radicals.
AGGUCAUAUGACCGAUAUAAAAGGAUGCUUUACUCAAAUGUCUUUCUGCAGGAAGAUUAAGCAAACGUGUAGCUGUAGUGCUGUGAACGAGUUCAAACACCGUCUUCACCGACCCAGAACAAUAUCACACAAACACAGGCUUUAAACGGCAACAUGGAGAAAAUCAUCCUACAGCUUCCUCUGAUAUUGCUGGCGUUGCAUAUUCAAAGUGGAGCGUUCUCUGACAGUCCUGUUCUUGAGAUCGUCGAAGCUCCAAAGCCAGAAGUCGUGGAGUUCAACAACACAAUCUACGGCACUUGUGAAGUAACUCCCGUCACUAAUUUACCACCCAGCCAGCCAGAGAUCGUUGGGCAGGUGCUUUUCAAGCAGAUCUUUCCCAAUGGAACUCUAGAAGUGAAAAUCAACCUCCAUGGUUUGCCUGCCGAUGAUCAGCAAGCGCGCGCCAUCCACAUCCAUCAGUACGGAGACCUCAGUCAAGGGUGCGUCACUGCUGGUGCUCACUACAAUCCACAGGCGGUCGACCAUCCCGGUCAUCCCGGAGACCUGGGCAACUUUGUUUCUGAGCAAGGAGUUAUAAGGAAGUUCAUGAGGCUCCCGGAGGCCAAGCUGUUCGGGGGUCAUUCCGUUCUGGGACGUGCGGUGGUGGUUUAUGAGAAGGAGGAUGAUCUGGGAAUGGGGUCGGAUGAGGAGAGCAAACUCAGUGGGAAUACUGGGGAGAGAAUCGCUUGCUGUGUGAUCGGCAUUACUUCUCCAAGACUGUGGCAGGAGACUGAACCGUUCCCUGGAGAAGAGGUGGAGGAGGGAAACGAGUGAAAAAGAUGAGAGCGGCGGAUGUGGAGCAGAAGAAAAAAUGCAUUCUGUUUGUGAUUUGAUACUUGAUACUGUUUACAUUUAAGAACUGUGAUUGAAAUGGGACGAUGAUUAACCUUCACUCUAAAAAAUAAAGCUCAGUCAAUACGUGCCA